This is a messenger RNA of Ostreococcus tauri, 813 nucleotides long. RefSeq names its product Protein of unknown function UPF0301. The transcript is spliced from 2 exons. Lineage: Eukaryota; Viridiplantae; Chlorophyta; Mamiellophyceae; Mamiellales; Bathycoccaceae. The coding region runs from base 1 to 813 and encodes 270 amino acids. The record is from RefSeq and is a predicted model, not a curated record.
AUGGAGGACGGGCGCGGUGAUGGAGACGACGUGGCGCCGGCGUUGGAGAGUGAUUGGCGGGAAUUCCGAGCGCGAUUACUCGCGCGUGAGCGCGAGGCGACGCCCGAGGAGCGCGCGUCGGCGAUUUCGGAGGAGAAUAUGAAGGUGUUGGAGGCGCAGAACCCGAGGUUGGCGCAGGCGAAGCCGUGGGCGCACGUCAUCGCGGCGCCGGAGAAAGGGUGCUUGCUCGUCGCCGCCGAUCAGGAGUUUCGAAUGUCGCAGCAGUACUUUCAUCAAGCUGUGAUUUUGGUGCUCGAACACCACGAGAACGGGUCGAUGGGGAUCAUCUUGAAUCGACCGACGCAGUAUAACAUGGGGUACGUCAGCGGCGAGCCGAGCGGACCGUUCGCGGAGAACGCGUUGUAUUUCGGUGGUGACGUCGGCGACGGUACGGUGAGCUUUUUGCACGGGCGGGAGGAUGUGAAAGGGAGCGUGGAGGUCCUUCCCGGGGUUUACCUCGGCGGUUACGAGAGCGCGUGCGAGUUGGUGCAACAGGACGGGUCGACGUGUCACCCGGAUGAGUUCAAGUUUUUUGCCCGCUACUGCGGAUGGGCGCCGGGGCAGUUGGAGAGCGAGUGCGAGCGCGGUGUGUGGUAUCCAAUCGCCGCGGCGAAAGAACUGUCGCUCAAGCAAGUGAUUCAGCUCCCAAAACCGCUGUGGCGUGAAAUUUUGGAACUUUGCGGCGGAGAGCUGGCGGAUAUCGCCGCGCGCGCGUACCAAGACGCCACCGAUGAGUCGCCGCUCUCCGUGGAUAAUCUCGAUGAGGAAAACUGA